AUGGCCAGCCGAAUGUCCAUGUACUCGAUGGCUUCAGAGGCACUGGGUGGUGGUCCUCAAGCCGCCCAGGUGUCUACCACAACUCUCCUGAACGCCAUCCACAACAUCUACCUGUCUUCUCAGCCCUAUCAACUCGAUACCAGCACCAGUCUAGUUGUCAAUACAUGGCUUACAGCUGCUCAGGCUGGGGCUACUGUUGAUGCUACUCUCGCUGCUCGAGCAUGGGAACAUGCUAGACGCCGUGCUGAGGACGGCUGUGUGAUCUUGGGAUCACUUCACCAGUCGACUCCUUCAUUGCUCGUUCCUUUCCUCAACACUUUCCCCUUCGCCAUUCCUGCUUCCAUCUAUAAGUCUCUGGAAGCUUUACAACCGUUCCUCCGAUGUGUUACUCCCUACAAUGCUUCCGCUCCACGACAGAUCGCUCUCGGCGUUACACUGACCUUGAGUUUGGGAGGAAAUGUUACAGGCGCGUCGCUCGCUUUAUCUCAAGGUGGCAUUGACACUGAGAACGGAUUGCUCAAUAUCCCCGCCGAGGCUGGCUACCGUGCAUUUGAUGUCUUUUAUUACCUCCUUACAUCAGCAUCGACACCCGCCGAACGAGAAUUCCUAGGCCUCAAAUCCCCUUCAGCGUAUGCUCUACUGGCUCGCUCCGGCACCUAUGAGCCGCCUUCCUACCUGAUCACCGCCGACGAUGGUGCUGCGGCCGAUGACUUCCGCCAAGCUCUGAAAGAGAUUGGCAUCAAGGGUUCUGCCCACCGUAACUUCAUUUCCACGCUUGCCGGUCUGCUCAAGCUCGGGAACACUCUCGACUACGAUGCCGACUCAGACGAUUUUGAGGAGAUUUGCGAGGAUGUCAGUGGUCUUCUUGGCAUGGAACCAGAGGUGCUCAUGCAGCAACUGAGCACUGAAGACCGUCGAACACUCGUUGGUGGUUUGUACGAGGCUCUUGUCGACUGGGUGAUUUCAAAGGCCAACAGUGCUAUUGCUGCUCAGAUGCUUCGCAUUCGAGAUGGUGACGAGUCCAUCGAUGGCCGCGGUGUGCGUACUCCCACCUCUAACGAGGAUGGUGAUACCGUCUCAAUCACUGUUGUGGAAGUCCCCGAGCCUUCUAUCGGCCGGGCUCUAGCUAUGCGUACUAUUUUCGAUGAUACUAUUGGAAUCAACGCUGAGAUGAUUGAGGAUGGUGUUGAGGUCCACCCCGUUGGAUCUUCUGUGGUUCGUGAGAUGCAGCAAGCCGUUUCUGAUGUCGCACCUGAUCUGGGCAUCAUGACUGGCCCCCAGGGAAGGGACCGCCAACAUGAUCUCGAGAAGCGGGAGGUCAUUCUGGAAAAGGUUGCAUACGGAUCUGAAGAUGACAGUUUUGUGAAGAAGCUGUUGUUUCCUGUCGAGGGUGAAGGAAUCAGCCUUGGUCGCGCAGGUCGUUUCGAUCUGCCUGCACUUCUGAGCGCCAGCCGUACUUGGUUCCAUCUUUCGCUCCAUCCUACGGAUGACUCGCCUGCCAACUUGGCUACUCUCCCUGCCAUUACUUCGGCAUGGUCAGCUGGCACAGUCUCCCGCCAGCUUCGCUCAUGGAGACUUCCCGAGUGGGCUAACCGCCGUAACCGCAACCUUGAUUACACAGCUGACUUCGACGUCGACGAAUUCGUUGGCCGAUACGGCGCUCUCGGUUGCAAGGAUGGCAAAGACGGCAUCGAGACCUGGAUGCUCGAGAGAGGAUGGAGCAAUGGCGAAGUCUUCAUUGGCAAGGAGCGAAUCUGGGUUCGCGAAGGUCCUUGGUGGGAGGCAGAGACCAUGCUUGAUAUCAAGCCCGCUCACAGUCUUCAGAGCGUGGGCCAAAAUCCUUUCACCUCUGGCUUUGACACAAGUUAUUCGGCUAACCCUCCCAAUGGCAGCGGUUUCUUCCCCCCCCCUGCCAUGGACAACAGCUUGAAUGGAAGCAAUGAUCAGCUGAUGCACACUCGCAACUUCAGCCAAGGCAACAUGAGCCAGGUUACCUUGAACCAGCAUCAGAAUCUCAACCCCCAAUCAGCACCCUCAAUUGCCCCCUCAGCUAUGCGCAACGUCCAGACCACUGGUGAUUACGGUCUCGGUACCAAGGGUGACACAUACAAGGGCCAAGUCUAUUAUAAUGAGGAUGGUGAAUUCACCGGAAUCUUAGAUGGUGAACUUGCCAAGAACAAGAAGAUCGAGUCCAAGCCUUUGCCUUUCGGUCGUCGAGCAUGGAUUGCUCUGGUUUGGGCCCUGACUUUCUGGAUUCCUUCGCCUCUGCUCAAGUUCAUUGGCCGUAUGCGACGACCCGAUGUUCGCAUGGCUUGGCGUGAGAAGUUCGUUCUCUUCUUCCUGAUUAUUCUUAUUAAUGGCAUGGUCGUUUUCUGGAUUAUCGGUUUCGGAAAGCUUUUGUGCCCCAAUGCAAACAAGGCAUGGAAUGUCAAGGAGGUUGCUAGUCACGCAGAGGACGAAAAGGCCUUCUGGGUGGCCAUUCACGGAAAGGUCUACGACAUCACCGAUUUCUGGCAACAACAGCACAGUGAUACCAGUAUCAAGGUCACGAAGUCCAACAUGCUACCUCUUUCUGGUAUGGUCAUGGAUGACUACUUCAUGCCUCCCCUGAACACGGCCUGCAGAGGCCUUGGGAUCAAGGAGACGACUCAGCUCACCUUCAACGACACCAUCACCAAUCCCCUGGCCCAGCACACUUCCGGCUUUUAUACCCGUGAUCGUACCAGUGCGCUUCAUGAUCCCUACUGGUACUGGAAGAAGUUCCAGCCCAAGAUCAAGGAAUACUACCAUGGCAAUCUUGUUUGGAAGAAGAGCAAGGUCAAGAACGAGGGUGAAAAUGAACAACACAUGUGGGCUACCUAUGGCAACGAGGUGUAUGAUCUCACUGAUUACUUACAUACCCUCGACGUCAACGACAACUUCGAUUCGUACAAGUUCCUUAACGAAGACAUGGUAGACCUUUGGAAGAACAGCCCUGGAACCAACAUCAAGAAGGAUCUCGAUCUGCUCAUCGCCAACGCAAAGAACGAGACUGUCAGUGCCAACCUUAAGAACAGUUGGCAGUGCAUUCAAAAUAUUGCGUAUAAGGGUAUCCUUGAUUUCCGUGAUUCACCACGAUGCCAGGUCAACAACUACCUUCUUCUGGCUUUCGCUGUCAUCAUUUGCAUCGUCACCGCCGUCAAGUUCCUUGCUGCCCUUCAAUUCGGAUCCAAGCGACGUCCCUCACCCCAGGAUAAGUUUGUCAUCUGCCAAGUGCCUGUCUACACCGAGGGUGAAGAUUCUCUUCGAAAGGCUCUCGAUUCAUUGACUGCCCUCCAGUACGAUAACAAGCGCAAGCUCAUCUGUGUCAUUUGCGAUGGUGUCGUCGUUGGUCAAGGUAAUGAUCGUCCCACUCCCAAGAUCGUUCUCGACAUUCUUGGUGUUGAUCCCAAGGUUGAUCCUCCUGCGCUCCCUUUCAAGUCCGUCGGCUCUAGCAGUGAGCAACUCAACUACGGCAAGGUUUACUCUGGCCUCUACGAGUUUGAGGGCAACGUUGUUCCCUACAUCGUCGUCGUCAAAGUUGGAAAGGAGUCUGAGCAGUCAAAGGCCAAGCCUGGUAACCGUGGCAAGCGUGAUUCUCAGAUUCUCCUAAUGAGCUUCCUCAACCGUGUCCAUCACCGAUCACCCAUGUCUCCCCUCGAGCUUGAAAUGUUCCAUCAGGUUAACAAUAUCAUUGGUGUGGAUCCUGAGCUUUAUGAGUACCUUCUCAUGGUCGAUGCCGAUACCUGUGUCGAGGAAGACUCGCUCAACCGUCUUGUUGCUGCUUGUGCCCACAACGCCAAGAUUGCUGGUAUUUGUGGUGAAACUACCCUGGAGAACGACGAAAAGACUUGGUGGACUAUGAUCCAGGUUUACGAAUACUUCAUCUCUCAUCAUCUUGCAAAGGCCUUCGAAUCUCUGUUUGGUAGCGUUACUUGUUUGCCUGGAUGUUUCACCAUGUACCGUCUCCGAAGUGUUGACAAGGGCAAGCCUCUCAUCAUUUCUGAUGCUGUUAUCAAGGACUACAGUGUUUGUGAUGUGGACACCCUCCACAAGAAGAACCUUCUGUCUCUGGGCGAGGAUCGUUAUCUUACCACCCUGAUGACCAAGUACUUCCCUGAGAUGUCCUACAAGUUCAUUCCCGAUGCCCAGUGUAAGACUGCUGCCCCCGAGUCAUGGAGUGUUCUGUUGUCUCAACGUCGACGAUGGAUUAACUCGACCAUUCACAAUCUUGUUGAACUUAUGCAACUGAAGGAGCUCUGUGGUUUCUGCUGUUUCAGUAUGCGCUUCGUUGUGUUUAUUGAUCUUUGUGGUACCAUCAUUCUCCCCUCGACCUGCGUCUACAUUGGUUACCUUAUCUACAUUCUGGCUACCGGCUCUGGACCCAUUCCAUACAUCUCAAUUGCUAUGAUUGCUGCUGUUUAUGGUCUCCAGGCCCUUAUCUUUAUUCUCAAGAGGCAGUGGCAGCACAUUGGAUGGAUGAUUAUUUACCUCCUUGCUUUCCCCAUCUACUCCUUCAUCCUUCCCCUUUACUCUUUCUGGAACCAGGAUAACUUCUCGUGGGGUAACACCCGUAUCGUCAUUGGAGAGAAGGGCAACAAGCAGGUCGUCGCUGUUGAUGAUGAAGGCUUCGACCCUCGCUCUAUUCCUCUGCAGCGUUGGGAUGACUACGCUCUAGCUAAUAACCUUCCUGGACGUCGUGGUGGAUACCAAGAGAAGACCGACUAUUCCUAUGGUGACAACUAUGAACUUGAUGAGAUCAAGUCUGUGUACUCUGCUGGGCCUCAGGGCUCUGUCUUGACUGGCAUGCCUGGCCGUAACACCUACAUGCCUCCUCAGUCUCCCGCCUUCAACAACGGUCGCACAUCAACCAUGGGCUUCCAAGAUUCUCCCAUGCAGCAUCGACAGUCUAUGAUGUCUAUGGGCACAGGUGUUCAUGAUAUGCGCAGCCAGUCGCCAUACCAGGACUACCCUGGCCAACAUCCCAGCGUGGGUAACCUCCGUGGUCAGGCCAAUCUUUCGCCCGCCACUGGCGGUGGACAUAGCCGAUCUGGCACUGCUCUGGGCUUCAGCAGUGGUGCUCGAUCUCCCAUGCCGGAUGCCAUGCGAUCGCAGUCAUCGUUCGACUUCCAGCAUGGCCACGCUGGGCCCAACGACAUGGCUAUCGUAGAGUCUAUCCGCUCAGUUCUGUGCGAGGUUGACCUGGACACUGUGACCAAGAAGCAAGUCCGCGCUCUAGUAGAGCAGCGUCUUCAGACCGAGCUUGUUGGUGAACGCCGAACAUUUAUGGAUCGACAGAUCGACCAUGAGCUGGAGAACAUGUAA
Fusarium subglutinans is the source of this 5343-nucleotide messenger RNA. RefSeq names its product chitin synthase. Gene Ontology annotation, molecular function: ATP binding; cytoskeletal motor activity; chitin synthase activity. NCBI's taxonomy places the organism in Eukaryota, Fungi, Ascomycota, Sordariomycetes, Hypocreales, Nectriaceae. Gene Ontology annotation, cellular component: cell septum; cell periphery; myosin complex. The record is from RefSeq and is a predicted model, not a curated record. The transcript is spliced from 3 exons. Bases 1 to 5343 code for a protein of 1780 amino acids.